Molecule: messenger RNA, 1068 nt
Organism: Colletotrichum siamense
Lineage: Eukaryota; Fungi; Ascomycota; Sordariomycetes; Glomerellales; Glomerellaceae
Product: putative DNA glycosylase
Exons: 1
Coding region: 1-1068 (355 amino acids)
Biological process (GO): base-excision repair
Molecular function (GO): catalytic activity
Source: RefSeq, a predicted model, not a curated record
AUGGCGAGAGCAACACGGUCCAGCACGCGCCUGGCUGCAGCCGCAAACCCAGCCGAGAAAUCCGAGUCCACAGCACAGCAAUCAGCACCAGCGUCUAAGAGAAAGCGUGCAUCACCAAAGUCGGCAAAUGCAACUCCGUCCAAGAAAGUAAAGAAGGAAGAAGAUGUGCCCACAUCUCUGUCUGAUGUCCCGCCAACGACGCCUCUCAAGAAGGAAGACGUCAAGUCUGAAAGCCCAGAGAAGAAGCUGAAAGCCGCCAAGUCGCCGAACGACCUGCAGUCCAAGAAGCUCAAGGCAUACUCACAGUAUGCCGAUAAGUCGCCCUUCCCGGAUUUCCCACACCCGACCCCGGACGAGUGCCGGCUGGCCCACCGCAUCCUCGCCGACCUCCACGGGAAACGGGAGCGCCCCAAGGAGGUCAAGGCCUCCACAACCCGGGCCGGAUGUGGAGACUCGCCCUCCGUCCUCGACGCCCUCGUCCGGACCAUCCUCAGCCAGAACACCAGCGACACCAACUCCACGCGAGCCAAGCGCAGCAUGGACGACGUCUACGGCGGCAGCGACGAGUGGGACAAGAUCGUCGAGGGCGGCAUCCCCAAGCUGCAGGAGGCCAUCAAGUGCGGCGGCCUCAGCGCUGUCAAGAGCAAGGUCAUCAUCAGCAUCCUCAACCAGGUCAAAGAGAAGUACGGCAAGUACUCGCUCGACCAUCUCUUCAGCGCCAGCAACGAGGACGCCAUGCAGGAGCUCAUCAGCUUCCAGGGCGUGGGCCCCAAGACGGCGAGCUGCGUGCUGCUCUUCUGCCUCCAGCGGGAGUCGUUUGCUGUCGACACCCACGUGUGGAGGAUCACGGGUCUCUUGGGAUGGCGGCCGAAGAGCGCGUCGAGGGAUGAGACGCAUGCGCACUUGGACGUGAGGAUUCCGGACGAGGACAAGUAUGGUCUGCACAUUCUGCUUGUUAAACAUGGCAAGGUGUGCAGUGAAUGUAAAGCUGGUGGGAAAAGCAUCGGUAAAUGUGAGUUGAGGAAGGCAUUUAGACAGGAAAAGGUGAAACAAGAGGAGACAGCAUGA